GAAUGCUGCUUCACUUUGUGGAUUAGCUAUCAUGUAAUUCUGGGGGGCACUUUCGUCCUAUAAAUCCUCUAUAAAUUAUUGGCAUCCAUUUUGUUCUCUCCUGUACAACGUGAAAAGCUCAGCAACAGCCAAAAAGUCGAUCUUCUAUACUCUCUCCCUCUCUCUUUCUCGCUCUCCUGCUUCACCACCCAAUUAAACAAUGGCUGAAAAUGGUUCAGUUGAAGAGUUUCUUGCUGUUGCUGUGGAGGCAGCUAAGAAAGCAGGAGAGGUCAUCCGUAAAGGUUUUUACCAGACCAAGCAUGUGGAGCAUAAAGGCCUGGUGGAUUUGGUAACAGAAACUGAUAAAGCAUGUGAAGAUCUCAUAUUCGAUUAUCUUAAGCAGCAUUUCCCUGAUCAUAAGUUCAUUGGGGAAGAAACCACUGCUGCUUGUGGCAUUACAGAAUUGACUGAUGAACCAACAUGGAUAAUUGAUCCUCUUGACGGGACAACAAACUUUGUGCAUGGGUUCCCCUUUGUGUGUGUUUCCAUUGGUCUCACAAUUAGUAAGAACCCCACAGUUGGUGUUGUUUACAACCCUAUAAUGGACGAGCUUUUCACUGGUGUCCAUGGAAAAGGUGCUUUUCUUAACGGAAACCCCAUAAAAGUUUCUUCUCAAUCUGAACUUUUGAAGUCCCUCCUUGCUACGGAGGCUGGAACAAAGCGAGAUAAGGCCACUCUUGAUGCCUCUACAAAUAGGAUUAAUAGCUUACUUUUCAAGGUGAGAUCCCUUCGGAUGAGUGGCUCUUGUGCAUUGAAUCUUUGUGGGGUUGCAAGUGGUAGGCUUGAUCUGUUCUAUGAACUAGGAUUUGGAGGCCCUUGGGAUGUGGCAGGCGGCGCUGUGAUUGUUAAAGAGGCUGGAGGACUUUUGUUUGAUCCAUCUGGGAAAGAUUUUGACAUCACAGCACAGCGAGUCGCAGCUUCAAAUCCUCUUCUCAAGGAUGCAUUUAUAGAGGCAUUGCGGCAAUCAGAAUGAGAGAAGGGAAGAUAGAAUAGCAUGGAUUCACAGUUAAGCUCUGUCGUUACCUCUGAAAAGAAUCAAGCUAGAAGUGUAUGGAAUCCAUCUCAAAGGUUAAAUACCAUUAGCUGAGAUAAGUUAGUCGAGUCUAGUGAUUCUUCCAGUAUGCAUUCGGCCUUGAGAAGUGCCAAAGUACAUUGUAAAAUCCAAUUGAUAUUUUGCAACUCAAAUAAUAAGAAAUAUGGCAUCCGCUACAUUUUGAAACCAAUUUAUAUAUGACCU
Ilex paraguariensis (yerba mate) is the source of this 1276-nucleotide messenger RNA. The record is from the annotation of a GenBank genome assembly. NCBI's taxonomy places the organism in Eukaryota, Viridiplantae, Streptophyta, Magnoliopsida, Aquifoliales, Aquifoliaceae.